CCACUUCCCAGCACGUGCACCAUCUCUGUCUUUCUUCUUCCCCAUUCCAGCACGCGCGUUAAUUUUCUUCUCUUUCUCUCUCUGAUACUUUUCAAUAUUCUUUCUUUACCAUUUCCACCAAUUCACUCACUACAUUUUCUUCUACACUCCAUAGAAAAAUCUCCUUCGCUCCACACACACACACACACACACACACACACACACCAUAACUGCCAUGUAACCCUAUCCACCCAAAUGCACCCAUACAACCGUCUUCCAUCAUCAUCCAACACCAACACCCCCUCACCACCACCCUCCCCACUCCGCUCCCCUCGUCUCCGCCACACCCGCUCCAAAACCGCUCCUAAACCCUCUCCCCGAACCAUCCCCCAACGACUCUCUUACCUCUUCCUCUCCGGUCUCCUCCGCCGUCAAGGCAUCUUUCUCUUCGCUCCUCUCCUCUACAUCUCCUGUGUGCUUCUCUACUUCAGUUCGUUCUCCUUCGACGUUGUUCCGUUCAUUAAUCACCGUUCCGCUCCUGGCUCUGUUUAUCGUAGUCCUCAACUCUACGCUAAACUGAAAUUCGAAAUGGAUGAAGAUAAUUCUUCAGUUGACGCGAUAUCAACAAUAUGGAAGAGUCCAUAUAAAGGUCGUGAAUGGAAACCAUGCGUUCACACAUCUUCAGAAGGCCUUCCUGAAUCAAAUGGAUACAUUUAUGUAGAGGCCAAUGGUGGCUUAAAUCAGCAAAGGAUAUCGAUAUGCAAUGCUGUUGCGGUGGCUGGCUAUCUUAAUGCUACUCUCGUGAUCCCUAAUUUUCAUUAUCAUAGCAUAUGGAAAGAUCCUAGCAAGUUCAGCGACAUUUACGAUGAAGAAUAUUUUGUCAAUACCUUGAAAAAUGAUGUACAGAUGGUUGAAAAGAUACCUGAGCACCUGAUGGAAAGAUUUGGCAGCAACAUGACAAAUGUUUUCAAUUUCAGGAUCAAGGCAAUGUCAUCCAUUCAGUAUUACAGAGAUGUGGUACUCCCAAAGUUAUUUGAAGAACAGGUUAUAAGGAUCUCACCUUUUGCAAAUAGAUUGUCAUAUGAUGCUCCUCCUGCUGUCCAGCGUCUCAGAUGCUUAGCAAAUUACGAGGCUUUACGAUUUUCAAGUCCCAUAUUGACCCUGGCUGAAUCUUUGAUUGCAAGAAUGAGGAAGCAAAGCAUAAAGAAUGGUGGUAAAUAUGUCUCCAUUCAUCUUCGUUUUGAAGAGGAUAUGGUUGCUUUCUCUUGUUGUGUUUUUGAUGGUGGGAAAGAGGAGAGAGAUGACAUGAUUGCAGCAAGAGAAAGAGGUUGGAAAGGGAAAUUUACAAAACGUGGACGAGUUAUACGUCCAGGAGCAAUCAGGAUCGAUGGGAAGUGUCCCCUUACUCCAUUAGAGGUUGGCCUUAUGCUUAGGGGAAUGGGUUUUACAAAGAACACCUCCAUCUAUUUGGCAUCUGGAAAAAUAUAUAAUGGCGAGAAAACAAUGGCCCCUCUAAGGGAAAUGUUUCCUAAUUUACAUACCAAGGAGACUUUAGCAUCUGAGGAGGAACUUGCCCCAUUUAAGAAUUAUUCUUCCAGGAUGGCUGCCAUAGACUAUACUGUUUGUCUUCAUAGCGAGGUGUUUGUCACAACUCAGGGUGGUAACUUCCCUCAUUUUCUACUGGGCCACCGGAGAUACUUGUAUGGUGGACACUCUAAGACAAUCAAGCCUGAUAAGCGGAAGUUGGCAUUACUCUUCGAUAGUACCAACAUUGGAUGGAAAAGUCUUAAGCACCAAUUGCUGAGCAUGAGGUCACACAGUGAUUCCAAGGGUGUUGAGCUCAAAAGGCCUAAUGACUCCACAUAUAGCUUUCCAUGUCCAGAUUGCAUGUGCCAUGCAAAUUGAACUAACGAUUCGAGAUCUUCACCAGCAAGUUGAUCUACUGACAGAGUUUUAUGGGUGUUUCUGUUUUACUAACAUGACUAUUUCAUUUUUUUCCCUUUCGAUCUGAUAAAGGGCACAUAACCCUAAUUUUGGAGGUCAACAAGAUUUUGUUCGAGGUUUCAUUGUUCUGAUUAUUUCUUGUGACUGGAUUUCAAGGAAUUGGCAUCGUUUUUUCACAUGAUGCAAGUUGAGAACAGAGUAAAAAUUGUGCAAUUGCAGGAUUCUCUCUCACAGAACGUUGACUGAGCUUUGUUUAAUAUAUUGAGUUAGCAGCUAAUGUGUUGAACAAACUAUGAAAAGACGAACUAACAUUCUAUCAUACCCUGCCUGUACAUUACCUGAUGGUUGUCAUCCGAAUCUCCUUGGGUUUAAGGCUGACAGAUUGUUGUGUACAUUAACAAAUUCAACUUCUGCAUUGAAGCUUUGUAUUUUCAUUUUUGUUUUCCCUUGUAUUGAGGGGCCCAUUUUUUGUUGUAUGUCUAUAUUUGAGUACAUUUGUUAUUCUUUUACGUUGGUACUCCAUUGUUUUAAUGAGGAUACCAGUGAAUGUAAUUACUUCCAUGAAUGACCAGCAAUUGUAAAAUAUCUAAACAGAUAUUUUCUUAGUGUUUUCGA
Molecule: messenger RNA, 2538 nt
Organism: Medicago truncatula (barrel medic)
Lineage: Eukaryota; Viridiplantae; Streptophyta; Magnoliopsida; Fabales; Fabaceae
Product: protein ESMERALDA 1
Exons: 10
Coding region: 235-1884 (549 amino acids)
Source: RefSeq, a predicted model, not a curated record